UUACUUGGAUCAACCCGGCGUCGUUAGACAGCGAAACACGAUCGUCCACAUAACCAACUCAAAUUAGUUUUCCAUCUGGCACCACCUUAACGCCUGCCUCACGCGAUUCCGCAGGGGAACACUCCAUGAUGGAUUUCACGAUGAAGUAAACAACCUUGGGUCACCUGGACAACCCUGAUGAACACGACCUAUUGUUGGACACAAUGUUGACUUCCACAUCUAUUAGGACCGUUGGACAGUUCAUUCGAAUUAUAGGCCUUCUCUCCUUUUUACUAUUUAUUUCGGAUUCUGCGGUCGAUGUACCCGAGCUUACAGCAGAUAAUUUCGCAACAAGAAUUAAGGAAUAUGAAUUCGUUCUAGUCAUGUUCUACGCUCCGUGGUGUGGGCACUGCAAAAAGCUUAAACCCGACUUUGAAUCGGCGUACAAAGAAAUUACAGAAUCAAGACAAAAUGUUCUACUUGCUAAAGUCGACUGCACUGUACAUAACUCACUUUGUUCGGACCAUGGCGUCACAGGUUAUCCUACCCUAAAAUUUUUCUCCAAUGGCGUUCUUUCUGGAAGUUACGAAGGCGAGAGAAACAAAGCCGCUAUCGUGAAAUAUGUUCUCAAGAGAUCCAAAAAAUCUGCUUUGUUGAGUUCUUCCGCGGAACUGCAGCAACUUUUACAAAGCUCCGACUCUCUCGAACAACCCACCUUGGUAUCAUAUGUGGCGUCCACAGAUGACCCGGCAUUCGAUGUGCACCGGAAGCUUGUAUCUGAGAUGGUUGAAGACUGCGUUUUUGCUUACACUCACGAUUCCUCCGUUCUGGGUCUACCCGACAAAAAAAGUGCCAUGCUUUUGUUCAGGCCCGGUAAUUUUAAGUAUGUUUUGGAAAGUGCCAAAGUACAGUAUAGCGGAGAAUACUCCUCCUCUAAAAUAAAGGAUUGGAUACUAGAAUCUGGGCAAGGGCUCGUUGGUUAUCGUACUGCGCAUAAUCUGAACUACUUCCCUAAGAAUAAUCUGCUUGUGUUUUACCACAAUGCUUCAGUCGGAAACUAUCCCACAGGAGUCAAUUACUACCGCAACCGUUUAAUUAAGACAAUUAUCGAUCACGGGCUCACCGCUUCCGGUCUAACUUUCGCAUAUAGUUAUAACGGCGACUUUUAUCACGAACUCACGGACUUACGUCAUGAUACCAGUCAAGACUUUCCUUUUAUUGCAAUCUUCUCUGGUGAUCUCAAAUAUAAGCUGGAUGUGUACAGUCGUGAUGCCUUCAUUGAAUUCGUAGAAAAGUUCCAGAAUAAAUCCCUCACUCCGUUUAUUGUAUCGGAGGAAGUUCCUACAAAGCAGGAAGGUGCAGUCGCCAAGGUUGUCGCUUUGAACUUCGAUACGAUCGUAAAUGACCCCGAGAAGGACGUUUUCAUCAUGUUUCAUGCUCCUUGGUGUGGCCAUUGCAAGCAGCUGAUGCCCAAGUUUGUGGCUGCUGCUGAGCGACUAUCGAAUGAACCAGGCAUUUUAUUCGCCACCUUUGACGCAACGGCAAAUGACGUGCCAAAACCAUACGUCAUCAAUGGUUAUCCAACUCUCUAUUUCUCACCGAAGAGUGCAAAAUCAUCACCUUAUCUCUAUGAGGGCACCCGAGAAACAGAUCCUCUGGUCGAAUAUGUGGCUAAGGUGGCUACAGAAGAACUCCGAGGAUAUAAUCGGGAUGGUAAAGCGAAAAAGACGGAAUUGUAGUUGCAAUCAAUGUAGGACUUCAUAUCCACGUUUCAUGUAUCAUUAACUGGACAAAGUACCUUCCACUGUACUGGUUUACGAUGGUUGUUUUGAAUAUCAUUUUCUUGUUUGUGUUGUUGCACAAUCUUCGUGACAACUCGCUGUGAUCAUGUUAUCGCAUCACCUUCUGUACUGCAAUGCCGUGCAUCUGCGCAAAUUUAACACUUUCCGUUGGUAACUGCAUCUCUCUGAACCACGCAUACUCCGAGAUUCUCAAAUGACAUACUGCCUAUUGUAUGUCUCCUCCUAGGAUGACCAAUGUGACGACGUCCAGCGAGGAUUUUCUCGCCGAAAUCCACUCCUCACCAAGGCAAGACGAAGUGGACAGUGACUGCGCUAGGCUUAAUCGGUGCCCGAUUCAAAUGAUUACUAUGUGCCACUCUCCGCAUUCUAAU
Dicrocoelium dendriticum is the source of this 2152-nucleotide messenger RNA. Lineage: Eukaryota; Metazoa; Platyhelminthes; Trematoda; Plagiorchiida; Dicrocoeliidae. The record is from the annotation of a GenBank genome assembly.